Seriola dumerili (greater amberjack) is the source of this 5657-nucleotide messenger RNA. It is a transcript of the gene gucy2f, whose product is annotated as retinal guanylyl cyclase 2-like. The record is from RefSeq and is a predicted model, not a curated record. Gene Ontology annotation, molecular function: guanylate cyclase activity; protein kinase activity; peptide receptor activity. The transcript has 19 exons. Gene Ontology annotation, biological process: receptor guanylyl cyclase signaling pathway; intracellular signal transduction; protein phosphorylation. NCBI's taxonomy places the organism in Eukaryota, Metazoa, Chordata, Actinopteri, Carangiformes, Carangidae. The coding region runs from base 593 to 3907 and encodes 1104 amino acids.
CUGGCCUCCUAUAUUUAUAAUACAUCAAAUACUUUCCCAUUUUUAUUGAUCAGAAACAUAUUUUGAGGGAGGACGGCUCAUUUUUCGACCGAGUUUUUUGCCACUUCGAUUUGGAUUUUUUUUUUUUUUAAAUACAUAUGACAGACAGAAAACCUGAGGGCCGGGGGUGUUUUUUCCCUCGUUCAGAUAUGCUCCCUGUGAACAGAGGUGUUUGUGGAAACGCGCAGGAGCCUUCAGAGGCGCUGACUGCGGGGCGUAAGUAGCUCUCCAGGGUGCUGAAGUUGUCUCCAAACGCGACAGACGCGAGCCCUGCCUGUCACUCUCAGCCCCGUAAUCCAAACACAAUGACUUUGCUGUGUCUUCGCAUGAGCGACGCCGUGAAUCCUCGGGGUGAAUAGGUAAGGUUUUUGGGAUGGUUAGGUGAGGGUUUAUGUGGAGACGGAGAAGCAGACCCGAGAGGACACCUGUGAGAUUGUCUCACCGGACAUUGAAGCUGUCCUGAUGGCAUCAAAGACAUGGUGUCACUGGUCUAAUUGAUAAUAAAUAAAGUGAACGCAAAGAUUCACUUCACCUUGGACAUCCUGGAAGGAAAAUGCAACAUAUUCCUCCAAAUUUCAGAGGGACGCUAUGGGAGUCCAAUCAUCCAUAUAUCCCCAUCAUUAAAAGUCGACCAACUCUAACCACACUGCCCUUCUAUAACUUUCUAUUAUGGGUCCUCCUCGGAGUGUUGACGUUCCCUUGUUGUGUCCGAUGUUUGAUUUUCAAAGUGGGGGUCUUGGGGCCUUGGAACUGCGACCCUGUGUACUACAGAGCGCUGCCUGCUGCGGCCGCCAGGCUCGCUGUCAGCAGGAUAAACGGAGACCUGAACCUGGAUCUGGGCCUGAAAAUGGACUUUAUCAUCCUCCAGGAGCCCUGUGAAACAUCCAAAGCUCUCACCGCCUUUAUUUAUUAUGAGAAGAUGGCGGAUGCGUUUUUGGGCCCCACCAACCCCGGAUACUGUAUUGCAGCUUCUUUGCUGGCCAAGAACUGGGAUAAGGCCGUCUUCUCCUACGGCUGUGUUAACUAUGAGCUCGUCCGCACCACAGGAUACCCAACUUUCGCCAGAACAGUACCGUUCCCCACUGAGGUGUUGUUCACCGUAUUGAAACACUUUAGGUGGGCCAGUCUUGUGGUGGUCUCAUCCAAUGAGGAUAUUUGGGUGGAUACUGCUGGGAGAUUGGCCACUGCUCUAAGGAAUAAGGGGCUUCCCGUUCGCCUGGUUACACCUAUUGGUAUUAAUGAGACAGAGGUGGAGAACACACUGAGGAAGAUCCAAGCUGCAGGAGAGAUCAGAGCCAUAAUCAUGUGCAUGCACUCAAUCCUGAUUGGAGGUGAGCAGCAGGCUACUUUCCUUCUCAAAGCACGGGAAAUGGGUCUGACCUCGGGGAAGUAUGUGUUUGUUCCCUACGACACUCUCUACUACAGCAUGCCCUACACCAACGUCUCCUACGUUCCCUUGCAAAACAACAGCAGGCUAAGGGAGGCCUAUGAUGCUGUGCUCACUAUCACUGUGGCCUCUGAGCCUUUGUCUUUCAACGAGGCGUUCACUGCCGCCAAGAGGAGUGAGGAACUGACGCUGGCCGUGCAGGCAGAGCAGGUUAACCCCCUGUUUGGGACCAUCUAUAACAGUAUCUACCUCCUGGCUAAGUCCAUCCACAAUGCCAGGAGAGCAGGCAUGCAGCUGUCAGGUUCGAACCUGGCCUACUUCACAAAGAACACAACCUUUAGCGGUUUCAACCAAAAGGUCAAGGUGGACACUGCUAGGGAAAUCAAGACAAACUAUGUCAUCCUGGACACUGACAACAGUGGGAGCCAGCUGUACCAGACUUAUAUCGUGGAUCUGACGUCCGGAGAGCUUAGUUUUGCAGGGAGGUCCAUUAAUUUUCCAGGAGGAACCCCUCCACCGUCUGAUUCCAAAUGCUGGUUUGAAAAGAAUGCCAUCUGCUCAGGAGGUGUGGAGGUCGUCUAUAUCGUAGUGGUCUUGGCUGUCAUCUUGACUCUGGCUGUAGGAGGGCUCGGUAUAAGUCUUUAUAUCAGGCGGCGACUUCAACAGAUCCAGCUGAUCAAAGGUCCCAAUCGGAUCUUGCUUACCUUGGAGGAUCUCACUUUUAUCAACCCCCAGCUUAGCAAAAAGAAAAUCACUUUGGAGGAUCUGAGCGAGUCUAAGAGCGCUCUGGAGGAGAAAUCUGCAGACCGCUCACACUCUGUAAACAGCAUGCAGACAGCUACUCAUGAGACCACAAAUGUAGCCGUGUAUGAGGGCGACUGGGUUUGGCUGAAGAAAUUUGAGGAGGGCCACUUCAAGGAGGUGAAGCAGAGCACCACAAAGAUUUUCACAAAGAUGAAGGACCUGAGAAACGAAAAUGUCAAUCCAUUCCUGGGCUUCUUUUCGGAUUUCUCCAUGUUUGCGGUGGUGACGGAGCACUGCUCGCGGGGCAGUCUGCAGGACCUGCUGAGGAACGAGGACGUUAAAUUAGACUGGAUGUUCAAGUCCUCACUUUUGCUUGAUCUCAUCAAGGGUAUGAAAUACCUUCACCACAGAGAAUUUCCUCACGGCAGACUAAAAUCUCGUAACUGUGUGGUAGACGGACGUUUUGUCCUCAAGAUUACUGACUAUGGCUUCAAUGAGCUGCUGGAGUCUCAGAAAGCUCCCAUAGAAGAACCUCCACCUGAAGAUCUAUUUUGGACAGCUCCAGAGUUCCUGAGAGACCUUGCAAGCUCACGUAAAGGGACCUAUAAAGGAGAUGUGUAUAGCUUUUCUAUUAUCCUCCAAGAGGUGGUGGUCAGAGGGCCGCCAUACUGCAUGCUGGGUCUACCACCUGAAGAGAUCAUCCGUAAAGUAAAGAAGCCUCCUCCAAUGUGUCGCCCCACCGUGGCCCCGGACCAGGCUCCACUGGAGUGUAUCCAGCUGAUGAAGCAGUGCUGGAGUGAACUGCCUGACCGCAGACCAACCUUUGACGAAAUCUUUGACAGGUUCAAGCUCAUCAACAAGGGUAAAAAGACCAACAUCAUUGACUCCAUGCUGAGGAUGCUGGAGCAGUACAGCUCCAACCUGGAGGACCUCAUCAGAGAGAGAACAGAAGAGCUGGAGGUGGAAAAGCAGAGAACAGAAAAACUGCUGUCUGAGAUGCUCCCACCUUCUGUGGCUGAGGCUCUGAAGACUGGUGCCACAGUGGAGCCAGAGUACUUUGACGAGGUGACAAUCUACUUCAGUGACAUUGUAGGUUUCACCACCAUCUCUUCACUGAGUGAUCCCAUCGAGGUGGUCGACCUUCUCAAUGACCUCUACACUCUGUUUGACGCUGUGCUCAAUAGCCACGAUGUCUACAAGGUGGAGACCAUUGGUGAUGCUUACAUGGUAGCAUCAGGUCUGCCAAAGAGAAACGGCAACAAGCAUGCUGCUGAGAUCGCCAACAUGUCUCUGAACAUCCUCAGCUCAGUGGGAACUUUCCAUAUGCGGCACAUGCCAGAUGUUCCCGUCAGGAUACGAAUAGGAAUCCACUCAGGGCCCUGUGUUGCUGGGGUGGUAGGUCUGACUAUGCCUCGGUACUGCCUUUUUGGAGACACUGUCAACACUGCCUCUCGUAUGGAAUCCACUGGGCUGCCUUAUAGAAUCCAUGUGAAUAUGAGCACUGUGAAGAUCCUCCAUUCUCUUAAUGAAGGUUAUAAAAUAGAAGUCAGAGGCAAGACAGAGUUGAAGGGUAAAGGUAUUGAAGAGACAUACUGGCUUGUGGGGAAAACAAACUUUACAAAGCCUUUGCCAAAACCACCAGAGAUCAAACCAGGGGAUAACUGGCAGGAGAUGGUGACAGAGGAGAUCAAGACACUAUUUCGUAAGGCCAACAGGCAGGUGGACAACAAGAUCUAAAUGAGAGGAAGAGGAGCAAAGAUGUGAAAGAAGCAAAACCAGACACAUCCGGAGAAAGAAAGAGACAAAGAGCUGGGAGGGGCAGGCAGAGCAGAGAAGGCACCACGCAGCCUCUCACUGUGGCUUAAUGCAGACUUGUUUAAUAGGAUUGUCCAUCGACUGGCUAAUCUGCCUGCAGCCAACGCAGCAGAACGCGACGGUGCUAAUGUAAUGAGAGUUGUCGUAUUACCUGCCUACGUAUCUGCUGCCGAAAAGCACAAGGAAAGUGCACCCGCUCCUUAAUGAAGGAUGCACUCAUUCACUCCUCUCUACGCACACUGGCCACUGAGUGGUCACCUAUUUCAGGGCAACCAGAGGUUCACCCGUCAGAAGAUUGAACGCCCCAAAACGCCUAUUUCAAAAUGAAAUGUUUGUUUUUUUUCUGCUUAUAAUGUCUGUUUUUAGUUUGUCAUGAAAGCUCAUAAUAGAGUUGUGGAGCCAAGGCUGUUACUUAGCUAUGGCUAAAUAUUAUAUUAUGUUAUUAGCCCUCCAAAGCUGGAGGCAAAGGCUGCUAUUGUAUAUAACUAUCAAAAGAGAAGAAGAGAAAUUUGCCACUUUUAUUUCUACUCUACUAGAGCAGAAUGAGAAGGAACAGUCAGUCCAGUCCAUACAUGCCCAUUGUUUAAUUAUUUAUUUUUUAAAGAUGUCACCCUCUUAUUGUUUGACACUAAUGAAAAGGAAAGAUUAUUUUUCUUUUCUGCUAUAGUUAAUGGAAUUUUACUAUUUCCAAAGUGCUCAGUGGUUGCUUUAGUCCACUGACACGUUGUUGUAACACUUGAUAUCAUCAUCUAUAAUUCUGGUUGAAGUAAAUUGAGUUAACUGAUACAGCUACAUGCUACUGCUACAUCUCUGAAUGAUAUGACACUCCUGCUAGCAAUAAUAGUCCUGUAAUACGAAGCUAUAAUGUGAAAAGAAAUUAUUCAUUAUCGAUCAAAAUUUCAGCUUUUUUUUCUUUUCUUUUUUUUGCGUAUUAUUCUGUUAUCACAGUUAACUUUACAUCCUCUCUUUAAUGUGUCAAUAUAAGAACACAAUCUGUGUGUGUGCCUGUUCAUGCAACAAUUUUAUUUACAACAUCAACCAACCUUUCUUGACUACAGAGUAACUUUUGUACAUAAAUCCAUAGAUGUUUAUGUCUACGGAGUGUACAACAUUAAUCAUAUCUGGGAGUGUGACUGCUCAUUUUGCACCCUUCUACUAGGGUACAUUAAAACACUUCCAGAGUGUCAGGUAUAGUUUCCCUCACAGAAGCAUGGUGAUGUGUGCGAGCUGUGCACUGGCUGAACAUCGCCAUCUAGUGUUCAAAUUAAGACAUUUGCUAAGAAGCAUUGAACAGAUUUUUAUUAUUGAGUGCUUUGAAGUAAAAGAAUAAAAGCGACAAAAUGUAGAUGCUGACUGCAGUUUAUUGAAAUGGCAUGUAGGUGUAAGGGAAUACCUGGGAGCACAAAUUUAAAAGAAAAACAUGAAUCCAAAUAAAUGAUAAUGAUAUUAAUAUGUUACUAUGUAUUUGUCAAAGUUUUGACCUAAACCCCAAAAUAUAAAGUCUCGUCUCAACCAAACCAAAUUAUUGUUUUUUUUUAAACAACAUUUAGAAAUAAUCCCCUUAUAUUCUAUGAUUUUAAUGUUGACUAUAGGAGAAGCGUAAUUCAUGCUUGGUGUACAGCAAAGUCAGUCAUUGUGUAAUUUAUAUGUUGUUAUUUUGUCUUGUGUAUUA